Messenger RNA from Carlito syrichta (Philippine tarsier), 4486 nucleotides. RefSeq names its product SLAIN motif family member 2 (gene SLAIN2). Bases 107 to 1573 code for a protein of 488 amino acids. Gene Ontology annotation, cellular component: microtubule plus-end. The transcript is spliced from 8 exons. Gene Ontology annotation, biological process: microtubule nucleation; cytoplasmic microtubule organization; positive regulation of microtubule polymerization. NCBI's taxonomy places the organism in Eukaryota, Metazoa, Chordata, Mammalia, Primates, Tarsiidae. The record is from RefSeq and is a predicted model, not a curated record.
AGGAAGUAACUGUGGGUGGUUUUAAACAUAUUCCAUCACCUUUGCUCCUUCCUCUUCAAUUUAAAUUGAACCAAAGGGAUCCCUGUUUUUAAUUUUGUGCUUAAAAAUGAAUGUUUUUGUAUUUCUUUUUUCUUCUAGGCUGUAUUCAUCACCAAAGAAAACACUCACACCAAUGCAGAAAUCUGUGAGCCCGUUAGUUUGGUGCAGGCAAGUUCUGGAUCACCCAAGUCCUGAUAUUGAGUGUGCUAAGAAGUCACUUAUCCACAGACUUGACCAAACUAUGUCAGCUCUCAAGAGGCAGAAUUUAUAUAAUAAUCCGUUCAACUCUAUGAGUUACACGAGUCCUUACAGCCCAAAUGCUAGCAGCCCCUACAGCAGUGGCUUCAACUCUCCAUCCUCAACCCCAGUGCGACCUCCCAUAGUUAAACAGCUAAUACUUCCUGGAAAUUCAGGUAAUUUGAAAAGCUCAUCAGACAGAAACCCCCCACUCAGUCCCCAGUCCUCUAUAGAUAGUGAGUUAAGUGCUUCCGAAUUAGAUGAGGAUUCCAUUGGAUCCAAUUACAAGCUAAAUGACGUGACUGAUGUGCAGAUUCUAGCCCGGAUGCAGGAAGAAAGUCUCCGGCAAGAAUAUGCAGCCACCACGUCUCGGCGCAGUUCUGGUUCAUCUUGCAAUUCUACAAGACGGGGUACUUUUAGUGACCAGGAACUUGAUGCACAAAGUUUAGAUGAUGAAGAUGACAGUAUGCAUCAUGCGGUAUACCCUGCUGUUAACAGGUUCUCACCGUCACCACGCAAUUCACCUCGACCAUCACCCAAGCAGUCACCUAGAAACUCACCGCGCUCACGGUCGCCUGCGCGGGGAAUAGAGUACACUCGAGUGUCCUCACAGCCUAUGAUUAGCCGCUUACAGCAGCCGCGCCUUUCACUCCAAGGCCAUCCCACAGACCUGCAGACCAGCAGUGUCAGGAACGAAGAAAAACUAAGGCGCAGUCUUCCAAACCUGUCCCGAACACCUAAUACAGUUGACUCAGUGAAAAGCAGCCGAAGUGACUCAAAUUUUCAAGUGCCAAAUGGAGGAAUACCUCGCAUGCAAGCUCAGGCUUCAGCCACUUCGCAAAGGCUGAAAAAUUUGCCUCGUACUUCCCUCAAAGCCAAACAGUUGCUUCAAACUUCAUCUACAAAAAGAGUUCCGUCUCCAGGCAAAUUCCGCUCCCCUGUGGCACCAUCUCCUCUGGCUCUUCGGCAACCAGUGAAGGCAUUUAGUAACCACGGCUCUGGUUCUCCUGGAAGCCAAGAAAUAACGCAGCUCACACAGACCACCUCCUCACCUGGGCCCCCCCUGAUUCAGAACACAGCCCCAGCAAACUCUCCCAGCAAUAUCAACAGCACUACACUAACCAGACCUACAGGGACAACCGCAAUGAGAAGUGGCUUGCCCAGACCCAGUGCCCCUGCUGCGGGGGGUAUACCAGUGCCUCGCAGCAAGCUUGCACAGCCUGUCCGCAGAUCCUUGCCAGCUCCUAAAACCUAUGGCAGCAUGAAAGAUGACAGUUGGAAAGAUGGCUGCUACUGACCAGCAGAGACAAGAGCGCAGAGGUGCACGGCAUCACGGACACCCCUCCACCAGGCUAAAAACAACUUUAUACGCAGACUGUUCAGACAAGACUCUUGGGAUCCAUAAAAUCCCAGCCUUCUCUGUCUUAAUUAGCACAAACCGACAGAGAUCAUCAGACAGCACUUUAAUGACAUUUACCAUCAGACAUGUUUGGUAAUCAUACAAUCACUCUCCAUGGAAUCACUUUUAGUUUUGUUUAAUAGAAACUAGGUUGGUUUUUAAAAAUAUUUGGCAGAGGCCGAUAUCCGGGCAAAUACCUAAUGGAUGCCAAAGAGAAACGCCCGUUUGUAAAUGAGAGAAAUGCCCAUUUGUGCACAAGAACACAUUGAAUUUAAGCUACCCAAAACUUCACACUCAGCCUCAUUUACUGUAUCAAUAGUGACAAUAAAUACUUGUGUUAACGAGAACUAAUAUUCUGACUAAUUAUCUAAAGUGUUCCAUUAGUGCUUCACUAGUCCACCAGGAACUAGAGAUUGAGGUUGAGGUGUGGGAAGAAGCAGCCUGGGCUAGAGAUGUAAAACAUCCCUACAUUUGGGAGAGGUCCAUGCAUCGCUUUUACAGAUUCAUUAGAAAAGUCAUCAUCGUUUCAUCUUAAGUUUCGGUGUAGCUCACUGGUCACCAUGGUGGUACAGAGCACCCACCAUGUUACAUCCACACAACAUCAUGUUUGUUUUGAUUGCCAAAAGGGCUUACUGUCAGUUGUACAAUCUUUCUAAACUUUAUAGUUCCUGGCUCAGGAAAGAUGGCCUUUGCUGUUGAAGCCAACUUCUCCACAUGCUGUUACCUUUACAGAACUAAGAGGUCUUGUUUCUAUUUGCAGGUUUUCAGGAUAGGAAAGAGCAGGGAGCGUGUGUCUUUAUUCUUGAUACAACACCUCGGUGCUUACAUCCUGGAGCAAACCAUACAAUGAGAGGGGGAAGAAAUCUAUGCACUUAACCUACAAAAUCUCGGGUGAUGACAGUUGUAUUGUUGCUAUUACGUGGCAUAACGGUCUAUCAUGUGGUAGGAAAACAGAGCCUGCUCAGCCCUACUUAAGUUGAUCCGCUUUAAACUGAGUAACCGUAGAAAACAUCUUUUGAAAAUACUGUCCCUUUUGACUUCGAUUCUGCCUUACAUCAGUUUUGCAUUUUUGAUAACACGCCUACUACGUAUGACUCCAAGCUGUCAAACACUUGCUCUCUAACGGUUCUUAGAAAGAUCCUUAAACUUGCCUAUUUCAGGUUUAUCACACUGUUAUUAGAUUAAACGUCCUUCUGUACCAGGCUUCUCAUUUUUGAUAGUGAAGUCUGUUUUUAAAUACUUAAUCUGAACAGUUCUAAAAUCGACAGUUGGGUCACCUACACGUCUUUAGAGAUUUGAACAUAAGUUCAUUUCCUGUUAAUCAAAGACAUUCUGUAAGUUGGCAAAGAAAAUUGAGAGCGAUGGAAGGCUUGAUGUUCAUUGAGGUUGAUAGGUUGAGAGAGUGAUAAAACUUAACACCAAGACUUCCAUUCUGCAAGCUGACACCAAGGAGUCUUGACUAGCUUGGCCAGUUGGGAGUCACUCAGCAAGCAGCUGGAAAGUAAGCCACCAGUACUAUGUAUUUGGUGUAUACUGCAAGGAGGAAAUUGUAUCCCUGAUUUUGAGGGUGAUUGAGUGGGUCAGGAAAGGAUGGUGCCAGAAUUCUAUGUGAUGAUGAACUAAAAAAAUGUUGCUUUUCAGAGGAAGGUAAAGAAAGCAUCUGCUUUUGAGAGGGGGUGUCUCAUGUCAAUCUAAGUAAAAGAAAACUAGCCACUGUCUUCUAAAAACCACAUAUACACAAAGCAAAACAGGUCUUAGUUUUGAGUGCAACAUUUCAAAAAAUAUAUAUGCUGCAAUCGAAUAUUUAAAAUGAACUUUAUUAUGAAACACUCAUUACAUUUUUUAGUUGGGUGAUCAGUUUCAAAAGGAGUAUUCAGGUUAUUUGUUUUUAAAUGGCUGCAUCGAAAAAAAUGUCUAUUUUUUUUUAUUAAAUAUUUCAUCACUUGUUAAAAUGUAUUUUGGAUCUGAUUUUGGUAAAGUAUUAUUUUCCCUGCUGUUGUACUACCACAGACUAUUGGCUUUUAGUUUCCUAAAGAGAAAAAUUGCCUUUUUACUAGAAAGCCUUUGUGUAUUGCCAAUUUUUCUGUUUGGGAAAAUCUAAGGAUUUACUGUGGUUAGUCUUACAGAAGAAAUGUGGAUUUGAUAACCUAGUGCCUAUGAUUUUAACUUACGUUUGAUAGCUAGUAGUAAGGGUUUUAUGAAUGUCAAUUAUUUUGUGCCAACAGCCCAGAAUUGUCACUUGUAUGUAAGCAGAACACGAUGAGCUCUGCUUCCAAAGUUAUUUAAUUUUCUCAGUGUUUGAAUGUUAUUUUUUGUAAGUGUGUUAAUAAAGUGUAAAGAAUUGGAAAAAUAUAAAUAUUCUUAACUCAAGCAUUUGCUGGAUCAUUUUUCUACAAAACUUGUUUGUAUAAUAUGAAACACUCUGAAGAGUUGACUUUUUUCAGUUUUCAUAUUCUGGAAAUCACAUUUUGUAAAACUGGGGACCAUUCAUAAUUGUCAGAUACUUUUAAAAAUUAUCUCAAUACAUCACUUUUAUAAAAAAGUUUUUUUGAAAGAAAAUUAGAUACAUAUGUGGCCCCAGAUGUUUGUAUAACUCUAGAAUGAUCUAGACUGUGUAUGUUUAAAUUAACUUUUUAUUGAAUGUACAGAUACCUUUUUUGACAUUACGCAUGGUCCUUUCAGAUCACAUGAAGUUUUAUUUGCAAACAUUUCUAAAGCCGAACUUGUAUAUGUGGUUACCUCCUUAAUAAACAGCCUGACCAUAAUGUUUAUUAUUAAAUUUAUAUGCGUUUUUUUCAAGUGUUUAAUUAA